CGAAGCAGGAAGCGGACCCUGUUCAUCCUCCUCCAGACUCCCCGGGAAAUCCCCCAAAGUGCAAAGAUCCACCCGAUAGUUUUCCUUCCCUUCUGGCCGUCGAAUGGAUGCCACUUCCACUCUCAUUACACAACGCACUGUGGGUUUCCGACAGGACCGAUCUUUUCCUACUUAUUGGUAGUAGCAGACUGAUCCUCAUCCCUUAUUGGAGGUUUACCACAAUGUGAAUGCAUGAAUUUGCCUCACACCAACCAGCUGGAGGGUCCACGGUUGUUUGCUCUCAUCACACUGACGGAUCCAUUUAUUCAUCCCACAUUGAAUCGCUCCACUGCACUGUCUGUUCCCUGACGUACUGCACAGUGCUUUGUGUUCUUAUAAUAACUCGGUCAAUCCCUCCCCCUUUGAUCCUUCCCCCUCCCCAAGUUGCUACUAUUUGGGUGUGUGUGUGUGUGUGUGUGCAUUUUCACCUGGCGCUCAUUCUUUUUAUAGACGCCCUCCUUUCUUUCUUGUCUUGCAUCCUUGGCAGCAAAAGUUGAAAAAAAAGGAUACUUCCUGUUCUUCCGCACUUCGUCCUGACAUUCUGCUCUU
Molecule: messenger RNA, 588 nt
Organism: Aspergillus fijiensis CBS 313.89
Lineage: Eukaryota; Fungi; Ascomycota; Eurotiomycetes; Eurotiales; Aspergillaceae
Exons: 1
Coding region: 228-536 (102 amino acids)
Source: RefSeq, a predicted model, not a curated record